Messenger RNA from Monascus purpureus, 2200 nucleotides. The record is from the annotation of a GenBank genome assembly. Lineage: Eukaryota; Fungi; Ascomycota; Eurotiomycetes; Eurotiales; Aspergillaceae.
AUGAUGAGAGACUCUGGAGACGAUGAUGAAUCCCAAGGCCAAAUGACGCCACGGCGAACCCCUACGCCAGGGAACCCCCUUGUCUUGCGCCCUUCGGCCGCUACAUCGCAACCAGUGACACGUCUUCGAUUGCGGAGCACCCAGCAGAAUGAGCAUACCUCUGGUAUGGCAGAUCAGGAUACCGAAAGCAAACCCACGCAAGGUGGAGAUCAGCAGGAGGAUAAGAGAGCUUUGCAUGGACGUCAUACCAGAGGUCUAGCUGUGCCUCAAAGCCAGAUGAUCAAUCUCACGCCCGGGAAGGCUAGGCAAGAAGUAGUGCCUUCAGUGGUGACGCCUGGGGUGGAUCUGACUCGCCAGGGAGAGCUGCGGGCUCGCAUGAUCCGAGACUUGGCCAGGACUGACCCCGUACGCGCAUACCUCCAAGGGCUGGCAUAUUUGGAAGAGGGAAUGGCACUAAGAGAGUCCGCGCAUGGAUUGGUCAUACCGGUAAUUGAGGAAUGUUCUAAAGUCCCUGGGUUUGACAAGAUGCGGAAAGCAGAUAUCUCGCGCUGGAAACAGGCCGAAGGGAUAAAGAAAGAACAUGAGGAGACAACACACAAGGUCCAGAAGGCUUGGGAAGCAGUUGAAAGGAACUGGGGGCCAGAGGUUUUUGGUACCCUUCGCCCCCUCGCGAGGCAUUACGCCUACGCUGCAGCCUGCCGAAAGAUGUCGAGGAGUUAUUCCUGGGCAACAAUAAGAAAUUGCAGCCACCUAUGCACUCUGCGUCGAAUCCAGGGGGCCAACAAGAAUGUCGAGAGCCAGUACUAUCAAACAGUGGCGACUGAUAUUCAAAAUGCCGAGAAGAUUUGCAGACUGGAGGGGCCACCAAUGCUGGUGGAGGAGGAGGAAUUGCAUGCCUGGCGGCUGUACCAGCGGGAUGACGGGCUUCUGGCGCAAUUGACAGAGUUUCACCUCCAUCUCAUACAAGCCAAGAGGAACUCCCAAGGAGCAGAGGGCCGCCAUGUCUCAGGUAUGGUGAAGGGAAGCGAGAAUGUGCGCCCACAAUCAAUCCCUGAAACGCAAGACUGGACCGAGCCAGGAAGCGAAGACCCUAACGCCACGGAGGAAACUGAUCUCAUGGAUUGCCGGGAGGACACCACAGAUGGGCCUACCCCAGGUACAGUAGUCAUUCGCACGCAGGAUCAACUACAGGUCCGGAUGCCAGGGGCGACCUGGACCUACCAGUUGAACCCGCACACGAGGCGCUUGAUUGAAGAGGCCAUGGAACGGGUUUUGAUGCAGGCAGGACUACAAGAAGGGGCCCAACCAGGGGAGGGCCGCACCUUGACAUCAUUGAUUGAGAGGAGUCGCGUCGAGGAAAUAGAGGGGCGGCUGGAAGAUGAAGGGGAGGAGUCUGCUGGAGAGGAGGUUGUCAUCACACAGGGAUUCACACCCGUGAAUUGUCCCCAGGCGGCUCCUCGCCGUCGCAGGAGCCGCGACAGAGUGUACCGCGCCCCUCAUACUACAAAGCGCAGGAAGACGGUUCAGGAUGGCAAACAGGGGGACCCAGGUCUGGAGGGCGAAAACAAUGAGCACGCCUCAGGUAUGACGACAAUGUCGAUAGAAGAAUUGGAAGGAAUCAUCUCAGCCGUUGUCCCUGACUCAGAAAACUUGGCAUUUGAAAGGAACGCCCAGGCUGCCGAAGAGCGAGAGCUGACCACACGCCAACUGGGAGCGGAGCUAGACGACUUCAUUGAAGCGCAAGCAGAAAAGGUGGGAAGGGAGGCAAGUCUGGACACCAGGGGAGUACGGGAGCGCCUGGAGCACCUGAUUCAUGGGGAGAAGGCCUUCCAGGGUCGGGACAAUGAACGCGAGAAGGUGCAGUGGGGAUCAAGGGAUACUGUGAAGGGGUGGUAUCAGCGAGAAAGAGAGUAUCGAGCUGGAGGCGAAGCACCGAAUGGGGAGUCAGAAGGGACGGCUACCUGCAAGGGUUUGCCUCGAGGGAAGGUCCUGCACGUUCAAGAUGACGCCCACAGGGCAAGCCCAAGGGCCUCCCUCGAAGAUAUUGCCGAUGAGACUGGACUUGAACGGUUCUACAUUGAACGGGACCCUGAGGCUGGAGACUGGAAGGUUUACGAGAUCGCGGGGUAGGUGUGAGUUGUGACGCCCUCGCCGAGGGGGCCCUGGGAAGUUUCGAAUGCCGUCAACAAUAACAAUUUCU